CUCCGAUGAGUGGACGCGAGAAUGUUCUGACGACAUGCAAUGAUGCAUUGUCCUUAAGCGCACUGACUUGAUGAACGCACCGAGACACGUCAGCAAGCAAAGUCAUGACUUGGCAAAACAUAAAACGCAGACGUAGGAUCACAGGCAUCGUGGUGGAUGCCUCGGGCACAUACAUGCAAUGACGUCUGCUCAGAAUGAAUGGCUUGAUGGUACUGCUGCCAAAUGGGGUCGGGAUUGUCUGUCAGGCCGGGGGCGGGGGGGAGGUGCCGGUCCACUGUGUUGCGGCGACAGAAGCUGGGCGGCUUCUCGCCCUCUGGCACCACCUGACAAAGACAGAUUGAUGCUCACAGGUGGAUUACACAGAAGUAGCUGGGACAUGGCUGUUUUGUGUGUACCUGUGGUGGUCUGCUGCUGCUGCCGUCUUUGUCCUGUGUUGAUGUGGCUGGCUCGUCCUCUUCAGCCGUGAGGGUGUCAAAGUCAUCCUCUGCAUCAUCAUCUGCAGCAACCGACGCACACUCAUGUGCCACCAUAUGAUGCCUGCCGAGUGAAUGUGUCCCUUGCGUCCGUCGAGGGCCGCAUCGAGAAGCGCUUCCACCCUACAGGCAGGCAGGCAGACAGAUAUCACAGCUGUGACACAUCCACGUGUGUGUGACCAUGGUCAUGUAGGUCGCACACUCGUCGUCUGCCUCCUGAAUGGCCGCGUCUCGCCGGGAAUCCUCACACCCUGAACCAAACACACAGCCAGCAUCCACCAGCUUGGUCGAGGCAGCUUUCUCUCCGAGGCAUCACCAUGUUGGCUGGCUGUGCGCUGCAGGUCGCUGUAUCGCUGACACACUCGGCCGAGCUUCCACUGGUGCACCGCUGCACGGGGGGCACCUGGUGGGGUGAGUGACACACACAAAGGUCAAUGAGCUGGACACACGAGACGGGUGAUUAAUGACCACUGACCAUCUUCCCCAAUGCCUUUCUGGUAGCAAAUCAGUCCGUUCGGAUGAAUCACAGACACAUUGCCUGACAGACAGACAGACAGACAGACAGAGAGUGGGUGACGGACGUCUCAAGGUCUAAUGGCGUGUUCCCUGGCCGGCCUACAUGUGGUGUCGAGUUGGUGCGCCUUGUCGGGGCUGUAGAGGCGGAAGACCUUCCGCCCACGCAGCAACACAUACAGAUUGUCGUGCUGCACACACACAACUAACGAAAUGCAAAGGACAUGACGGUUGGCUGUGCAUCUGUCUCACAAAGUCAUGGUGGAGUCCACUGGUGGUGCCAGCGCGGCUCUGCCCCAUCCACACGUUGUACUGAUACGGCAAGAGGUGACUGCACAAGCAGACGAACAACAGUGUGCCGCGGAGAGAACAACUGGUUGUUUCCAUCCUCUCCUACCCGAACAGCUUGGGCCUCAACGGCACAUCAGCGAGCAGGGCGGACGCGGGAUGCCCAGUGAGCGACACAGGACCUGCUCUCAACACCCAAGACCCGGUGGACACAGCCAUCAACAGAGUCCAUCAGAGUGGUGUGUGUUGACUGACCGGUGCCUGUCUCGUCUAUCGUCUGUGUGGUCAAGUAGAGAUCCUCACGACCUGCACCCAACAUGCAGCCAGCACAAUCAGCGGCCAAGUGGCUUCGUGGCUGCAUCCAAAGUGGAUCGCUUGCCUUUAUCGAGCUCAUCGAGGAAAGCACCGAAGGCCAUCCUUACUUUGCGGCCCUCACCUGCACGGCCACAAAAGACAAAGCGAUGACCGAACUCUACUCCUGCCCAUCCCUCACCAAAUUGGUCAAAGUCAUUCCGCCGGUGCUCGACAUCGACAAACGAAUCACCGGCCCUCUGUCGCAAAUAGCUGUUCGUCCACCGCUGGAGACCCUUGAAUUCGCCGCUCAAUGAGUCAGUGAGCACCACUGGCAUUCGCCACUUGACGAACUGAUAGAAGAAAUCACCAGCAGAGAGAGAGGCCAGGGGCACACCCUCAAUGGGCCAAAACACAUCAGGCGAGAACCUGAAUCGACAGGCACAAAGUGCACCAACAGAGGAGCAAUGGGAGGUGUGUGCUCGGGUGUGCUCGUCCAGCGGCUUCCUUCUUUGCAUCGUCGAACUCACUCACUCACCCUUUGUAUGUGACGACGGCGUCUUGACAUCUUUUGCCUCUUUCUGCCCUGUUUGUGAAGAUCUGCUCAUCCCGCUGCCUUCUCGGCUUCUUGCGAUGCUUCAUUUUCAC
Vitrella brassicaformis is the source of this 2213-nucleotide messenger RNA. Lineage: Eukaryota; Vitrellaceae. The record is from the annotation of a GenBank genome assembly.